AUGUCAUUCAGCGACGUAGGUACCGAAUGGUAUGCCAGGCCCACAUCGAUCAUCAACGGCCGGGAUGACUUGAUCAAGUCCUCAGGCCGAGUGAGGGAUGACCCCUUUGCCGAUGAUGGCACGCCUGUAUGGCUCCGUUGUGCCCUGAGCCACUCACCACUGCUUGGCCCAGUAGUUUGCGACAUCAGAGGCAACCUGUUUCUCAAGGAGGACUUACUACUGGCCCUGCUCAAGAAGAGGUUGCCACUGCACCUCUCCCACGUGGGGUCGCUGAAAGAUGUCUUCAACUGCAACUUCAGGCGUUUGGAUGGGAUGCUCCUCUGUCCAGUGACCGGUGACGACCUAGCAAAAGGGAGGUGGGCACGAGUUCUAAGACCUUGUGGCUGCGUCAUCUCCCAGGCUGCAGCAGAACUGAGUGACGAAGUGCGGUUCUGUGAGGUUUGUAGCCACAAGGUCGAGGACUUUGUGCCUUGCUUCCUGAAGUUCCCACACCGCGAUGAGGACAAGCCCACAGAAGCGGCGAAAGACCGCCCCAAAAAGAGCCGUGGCUCGGUCUCGACCCAUGUGAUGAGCCAACCGUGGGUUGUGCCUGACGCGGAGUAUGGAGAGUUCCGUGCCUCGGCUUUGAUCUGGAGUGACUACUACAAACUGCUGGGCGUCGACCCCGCUUCCUCAGCGAAGGACAUCGGCAAGGCCUUCCGGCAGCUUGCGCGGAAGGUGCACCCAGACAAGCUACCUCAGGGCAGCUCUGAGGCUGAACAGCUUCGAGCAAAGCAGCGGUUUCAGCAGGUUGCGAAGGCCUGGGAAGUUCUCGGUGACCCUGAGAAGCGCGCCCACUACGAUGCCGAGCGUGCAGCAGCUCAGGAGGUGCCCCAGAGGCCUCGCCCAGCGAGAGGGCAACCGGGUGCGCCGGUGCCGCCACAAGCGGAUACAAAGGAGGAGGAGGAGCGUCGUUUCCGUGAAGAGUUGAGACGAGCGAAGCAGCAGGAGAAGAAAAAGGAACGGGAGGCGGAAGAGAGCCGCAAGGAGAGGGAGCGGGACAAGACCGGUGGCCUUGGUGGCCAUUGGGUGCCGCCUUCUUCCCACUUUGAACCCAAAGGGCCUGAGCGCUCAGGUGGACUACACCAUUGGUCGGGCUGGUCUGCAGCUCGAAAUGAAGAUGUACAUAGUGAUACUUCAAGUGUCUUGAGCUUCGACCUUCGCGUUGAUCUCAAUGACCUGGACCUGCGCUUUGCGGAGAAGAUCUCUGCCGACGACGAACUGGAUGAGGUGUGGGAGAUGCGGAAGGUGAAAACGCCAACCCCGGAGACAAGCUCUCCAGUCUCCCCGCUGCGAGCAUCCAACCGCGACGACCCCGCUGCCGUCCGGCGACACCUGCCGCGGUGCCGGUGUGCCGUCCAGUGA
Durusdinium trenchii is the source of this 1404-nucleotide messenger RNA. Lineage: Eukaryota; Dinophyceae; Suessiales; Symbiodiniaceae. The record is from the annotation of a GenBank genome assembly.